AUGGCACUUUUCCUCCGGCAAGUAUGGGCUCUCACCAUGAAGGACUUGAGAAUCAUUCUAUUUGGGCCCUGGAUCUCUACGCCCAUCCGGGCGUUCAUAUUUCCAAUUUUGUUUUCUGUUUUUCUAUGCUACACUAAAAACCUCUUCUCUCCUCCGACAGAGCAAGGCAUCGGCCAGCCGCACAAGGUCAGAUCUCUUCCAGAUGCCCUGAGUAAUGCUUCCGGCGGUCGAGAACAACUCGUCUUCGUAGACAAUGGUUUCCGCGCCGGAGAGAUUGAACAAGUUAUUUCAAAUCUCAUGGUCUCCAUCAAUAGCACGGAAAUCGAGAUCAACGUGUUGAUAAGCGAAUCAGAACUGCUGGCCCAAUGCCAGAGCGCAAGCAGCGGGUCAUCAAAAUGUAUCGUGGCAGCCACAUUUCACUCGUCGCCAUCCGAGGGCGAGAGUGGCAGAUGGAACUAUACAAUUCGCGCCGACGGCUCGCUCAAAGGUGGCCCAAAUGCCCAGUCAGAGGACAAUGAUGCCCAAAUUUACACGUUGCCAUUGCAGCGCGCCAUAGAUCUGGCCAUUGCUGGUUACAUGCACUCAACGUCUCAAGUUGUAUCUGAGAUUCCAUUUACCUCAAUGACUAAUGAGGACCAGAGACUGCUAAUACAUGAAGGGUUCAUGGACAGAACCGACAGGAUACUGUCCAUUGCCUACUUUAUUGCCAUGGUUGGGGUUCUAUAUCAGCUAGCCGGACGUGUCGCGACGGAGAGAGAGAUUGGCAUGGCACAGCUCCUUGACACAAUGAUGCCCAACACUCGCCGCUGGGAGACUCAGGCUGCACGCUUGUUGUCCCACCUUGCCGCCUUUGUAUUCGUGUACGCGCCAGGCUGGAUCGCCAUAGGCGCCGUCAUCGGGGCCAUGUCUUUCACGAACACAUCCAUCAUAAUCCCGAUCUUGUCCCAUCUACUGGCUGGAAUCUCGCUCACUGCAAACGGUCUCUUCUUUGGCUGCUGCUUUCAAAAGUCACAGAUGAGUGGCUUCACGGCAGUCAUCGUGAGCGUGAUUCUGGCAGUUGGUGCCCUUGUCUCUGGAGACAUUGCAACCGGCUGGAUUGUCUUCUUCUCCCUCUUCCAAGCUGCUAGCGUUGUCGCGUCUCUCCCGUCAGGCCACCCCAACGUAUCCAUACUCGUAUUCUGGGUCUUUGCCGUCGUUCAUGUAGUCACCUAUGUCCUUGGAGGCGGCCUCGUCGAGAAGUUCUCCUGGGGCACCGCAUCCAGCCGGCGUACAGUCCAGCCACCAGACCUUGCAGUUGCUGUCCGGCUACGCCAGUUCACAAAAACAUAUAGCGCAAGCGCUCUGCAGAAGUUUUUCAGCUUUGUCACUCGGACACCGCCGGAAGACUUUACGGCCGUUGACCAGCUCAGUCUGGAGGUAGUUCGAGGAGAGAUCAUGGUACUCCUAGGCGCCAACGGCAGCGGCAAGUCUACGACCCUUGACUCCAUCGCCGGAUUGCAAGCGCCCACCUCUGGAUCGAUCGAUUUAAGCUUUGCCUCGACUGGGGUGUCUUUCGGUCACUGCCCCCAGAAGAAUGUCUUGUGGGAGGAGCUCACCGUCCGCCAGAACAUUGCGAUAUUCGACGGCAUGAAGUCCAUAUCAAAAAAGUCGUCUCAAGCGCAGCUGGCAGAACUGAUUGAAGCUUGUGACUUGACGAAAAAGGCAUCUUCCAAGGCUGGAUCACUGUCUGGCGGUCAGAAGCGCAAGUUGCAGCUGGCGCUCAUGUUUGCUGGAAACUCAACACUGUGCUGCGUGGACGAAGUGUCCUCGGGCGUCGAUCCAUUGUCACGUAGAAAGUUAUGGGACAUUCUACUGCGUGACGUGGGUCAGAGGACCAUUCUUCUCACUACACACUAUCUGGACGAGGCAGACUUCCUUGCAGACCGGAUUGCUAUGCUAUCACAUGGUGUGCUCAAGGUGAGUGGAACGCCAGUCGAGCUGAAAGAACGCCUUGGGACAGGAUAUAAAAUCAGAGUUCAUGAUGGUUUGGUGUCGAACAGUUCUAACCCACACGGCGAUACGACCGACAACUCUGAGCGCGUUUUUACUACCGGCAACCCGCAGAAUACUUGUCGCUUGCUAAGAAAGCUGGAGGCUCAGGGAGUAUCGGACUACCAAGUAGACGGGCCAACUCUGGAAGAUGCCUUUCUAAAAGUUGCUAGCGAGGAUUCCUGGCCACAGCCGACUUCCCUACAAACUACGGAAGAAGUCCGUCGAUCGACGGCCGCAUUUGUCAAUGAAACGUAUGAACCGAGCCCCAAGCAGGGAAACAUGUCUGCUCUACACAGCGGCCGAAAGACCACGAUACUCACGCAAAUGAAGAUUUUGCUCUACAAGCGCUUCACCCUUUUCCGAAGGAAUCCCAUAUUACACUUGGCCUCUAUGCUGAUUCCUAUCGUUGCGGUGUCCUGCUGCACCAUCUUCCUUCGCAAUAUGUCUGUCGCGAGCUGUGCACCUGAUGAUGCCGCACAGGGUCCAGCUACUGAUGCUUCUCUUUCAAUCAGCAACAUGCGCUUCAUCGCAGGUCCCAAAGACAGAGUAUCGACCAAUAGCAUUGGAAGGGCCCUUGGUGGUCAGCCACGCGAAGUCAUCAUGGUCGACACCUUGGCCGAGUUGCAUGACAAGGUCAGAGUUGAGUUUCGCAACUUGACAGGAGCCAUUUACCUGGGCGAUGAACCUACCUUUGUCUGGCUUGCGGAAGAGUCGCCUGCAUUCGGCCAUGUCACUCAAAACCUGAUCGACAACCUUCUGCUGAAUGAGACUAUCGCGAGCACCUUUGAACCCCUCAUGACGCCUGAUACCGGCGAUACAGGCAGUCUCAUCAUAGUGACGACCAUCUGCGGUCUGGCCAUGGCUGUCUAUCCUGCUUUACUUGGCCUGUAUCCUGUCUUUGAAAGACUCAAGGGUAUCCGAGCCAUGCACUACAGUAACGGAAUUCAAGCUCUUCCUCUCUGGCUUGCUUACUUGACCUUUGACUUCUUCGUCACUCUAGUAGUCAGCACCAUCGCCGUCAUAGUCUUGAGCGCAUCAACGAGCGUGUGGUAUCACCUUGAGUAUCUGUUUGUCGUCUUCUUACUGUACGGGGCUGCCUCAACCUUAUCGUGUUACGUCCUAUCUCUAUUCGUCUCGUCUCAACUUGACGCAUUCGCGAUUGGCGCCGCAGUGCAAGCAGCGGCAUAUUUCAUCUUCUUUGUGGCGAAUACGAUUACCUUUUCUACUAAUACGGACCCAUCGUCUCUCAAUACGACUUUGAACACGAUAUUCUAUUCCCUUGGGUUCCUUACUCCUGCCUUUAGCAUGACCCGAGCUCUUUACGUCUCCCUCAACAUGUAUGGGAUUUCCUGCCAAGACGACCAUUUGGCCAGUUACCCUGGAAGUAUCGGUGUCUAUGGUGGACCGAUACUGUAUCUCUGCCUCCAAUCAAUAGCUCUGCUUGGUCUACUGUUCUGGAAAGAGGCAGGUUACACCCCCCACCUUCCAACCAAUCUUCGGUCAAGGGCGGAACGUCUAAGUGAUGAGGAAGGGAUGGAGCUGAGUUCUCAUGCGUCACAUAGCAAUGUGUACUGGUCAAACGACACAAGCUGCCUCGAGGCUACCCAUCUACAAAAGGACUUUGGAAAGUUCACUGCUGUCGACGAUGUGACACUUGCCGUGCCAAAGAGUACUUGCUUUGCCCUCUUGGGCCCCAACGGUGCCGGCAAGACGACCUGCAUCUCCAUGAUCAGAGGUGAUGUGCCCCCCAGCAGUCGAAACACUGAGAUUCUAGUCGACGGCUCAUCCAUGCUCAAGCAUCGCCAAGAAGCAAGAUCCAAGCUCGGCGUGUGUCCUCAGAUUGAUCCGCUCGACAACAUGACCGUCAUGGAGCACCUCCGCUUCUACGCCGACGCCCGCGGGCUGCAAGACCCAAUGCACAACAUCAGCACGCUGCUGCGCGGUCUUGGCUUGUCUGAAUUUAGCAACCGCAUCGCCGCCAGGCUCUCAGGCGGGAACAAGCGCAAGCUCUCCCUGGGCAUCGCGCUCAUGGGUAACCCUUCCGUGCUGCUCCUGGACGAACCUUCUUCGGGAAUGGACGCCCUGAGCAUGCGUCUCAUGUGGCGCGUGCUUGCCGGGGUCACACCAGGGAGAGCGCUCGUCCUCACGACGCACUCGAUGGAGGAGGCGACUGCUCUAGCCAGUCACAUCGGUAUCGUUGCCCGGAAGAUGCUUGCGCAAGGGUCUGCAGAGGAGCUGAGGCAAAAGUAUGGCGGUGGGUACGUCGCUCACAUCCUACACGACGACGCUCCCCACACUAGGACAGAGGAUAUGGCGGCCAUCUGGGCGUGGAUGGUUGGCACCUUUUCUGGCGCCAGCAAUCUGGACCGGGGGGUGCAGAGACGGGGACAGAUGCGUGUUGAAAUUCCGCUGUCGACUUCCAGCGGACUACGGAGGUCGCUGGCCGAUAUCAUGGAGAGGAUGGAGCUGGGGAAGAGGGCUCUAGGAAUCCGGCAUUAUAGUCUGAGCAGGACCACGCUCGAUCAUGUGUUUUUUACCGUCGUGGGAGAACAUGAUGAGUGA
This is a messenger RNA of Clonostachys solani, 4593 nucleotides long. The record is from the annotation of a GenBank genome assembly. Lineage: Eukaryota; Fungi; Ascomycota; Sordariomycetes; Hypocreales; Bionectriaceae.